AUGGGUCCCGGACCGUCCACGGAGCGGGAAUUGGUAUUGAAACCCGUUCUCAACAGCUCAGUUGCUAAGCUGCUGAAUUUGAACCAAUCAAACUUUGAUAAGGCCAGGAUAAUGGCUGUAAAAUGUGAGUUGGGAUCAUCUUGGUUGAAGGCGGUCCCAAACUCUGCCUGUGGUACCAGGCUGGACGACUCUUGUGUUCGUGUCAGUUUGGGACUGAGACUCGAUUUACCCAUUUUAACCGAGUAUGUUUGUUUAUGUGGGGCAAAUGUUGAACCCCUGGGCUACCAUGGUCUUUCUUGUCGGUUGGGCCCUGGUAGACAGGCUCGACACUUGGCCAUGAACGACUUUUUGGUCAGGUGCUUUCAGAGAGCAAACAUACCCACAAUUAAAGAAACCCACGGGUCUCAUGGAGGAAGUUUGAAGUUGAAAAAUUUGGCUCAAACAGAAAAAAUAAAGCUUCAAGCUCUGUUUAUUUCUGAAAGUUUAGUGGACAUUCGAAGUGUCUUAGAUAAUGUUACAUUAAAUCAGGUGAAAUAUGCUGAAAAAGAAAUGCAGAUUAAAGAAUUAAAUAAGAAAAUGGAAAAGUUCUGUGAUGAAACUCAGAAUAGAUUAAAAGAAAAUGAAAAGUUAGCUAGAAAAUGGUCAGAUGUAUUAAAAGAUAAAGUGGAAACGUUAGCUUCUGUGGUUACAAAAAUUGAAAACUCUGUAAAGUGUUACUGA
Helobdella robusta is the source of this 720-nucleotide messenger RNA. RefSeq lists its product as hypothetical. Bases 1 to 720 code for a protein of 239 amino acids. The transcript is spliced from 2 exons. Lineage: Eukaryota; Metazoa; Annelida; Clitellata; Rhynchobdellida; Glossiphoniidae. The record is from RefSeq and is a predicted model, not a curated record.